Molecule: messenger RNA, 474 nt
Organism: Triticum turgidum subsp. durum (durum wheat)
Lineage: Eukaryota; Viridiplantae; Streptophyta; Magnoliopsida; Poales; Poaceae
Source: the annotation of a GenBank genome assembly
AUGGCAAUGGCAACGAAGAUGCUGCUCCUGCUCGCUGUCGUGGCUCUUCUUGUGGCCUCCAGCGGCGCAUGGGAGACUAACAUGCACAUGCCGACGUCAGUUGCCACAGUCACCGCCAUGGAUGAGGCCGUGGCGCCGCUGAUCCAUGCGCUGCGGCCGCUGCUGGGCUCGGGCGGGCAGCUGGGGAGCCGCGCCGGCGUGGCAUGCGACAGCUGGCGGCUGGGUGUGGAGGCGCACAACGUGCGUGACUGGAAGACGGUCCCCGCCAGCUGCGAGGGCUACGUCGGGCACUACAUGCUCGGCGGUCACUACCGCCGCGAUUCCAAGGUUGUAAUCGACCAGGCCAUCUCCUACGUCGAGAGCCUGAAGCUCGCCGGCAACGGCAAGGAGGUGUGGGUCUUCGACGUUGACGAGACCACGCUCUCCAACCUCCCCUACUACGCCACUCACGGCUUCGGGUACAUGCCUAUAUAG